AUUUUUAUGCCAGUGUUUGAUUUGUUUCUCCAUUAAUACUGAUUAUUUGUUUAACGCACAAUGGAAGCGAAAAAAGAUAUUCAACAAAAUAUUACUUCAUCGUUUUUAAUCAGUGCUUAUAAAAGUGGAAAGUGUAGUGAUGUAACUGUAGUCAUGAACGGAGAUGAGGAGUAUCGUGUCCAUAAACUUGUUUUGUCGGCUUCAAUUCCUUAUUUUGAUAAAAUGUUUUCCUCUGGACUCUCAGAAUCAACAAGUGAAGUGAUCAAACUUGACCAUCCGCCGAUUAUAUUUGAUCUUAUUAUCGAAUGGGCUUAUUGUUUGAAAAUAUCGAUUACAAAAGCAAAUGCUGUUGACUUGUUCCAUCUAGCUGAUUACAUGAAUAUUACUGAAUUAACGAGUGAAUGUUUAAAUUUCUUGUGGAACGAAUUUUGUGAUUCUCCAUUAAUAGAUAUAGAUUAUUGGAUGAAUAAAAUUAACACUGAAGAAACUCGUGAAAUCAAUGAUAAAUAUAUUUGUUCAAACUUUUGGGACAUUAUUCAUACAGAUUUAUUUCCCAAGUAUAAUGUUGAAACUGUCAAUCAUAUGAUAAGCUUGAAUGAAUUGCAUAUUGAUCAUGAAUUACAAGUUUUUGAAGCUAUCAUAAAAUGGGGAGAUUGUGUUCAUUUUUGUGAUGAUGAUAUUACUAUUGAUACUUUUAUGUCCAAAUUGCUAAAGAAAGUUCGUUGGGUUGAUAUAGAUGUAUAUGAAUUCAUGAAAAGAGCUGAAAAAGUUUGGUGGUUUGAACCAUGUAACGAAGACCGCCCUGUUAUCAUGGCUGCACUGGAAUUGUCUCUUUACAAAUCAUUGGAACAAGUAAAAAUUAGUGGUCUUAAUUUCGAUUGUCGUGGAAGAGCUCGAUACAUUUACCACUUCAUCAAAUGGAUUUCUGACUCAAAUAUAAAGGUUGAGCAUCGUGGAGAUUAUAAAGAUAUAUCUUUUUCACUGACUAAAGAUUCUGAUCUUUCUGCGCCUAAAUUUGGUGACUUAUCUAUAACUGAACAUGAAAUAGAAUAUGAUUGUGCUGUUAUCAGAAUUGAUUGGAGAAAUAAGACUUAUAGAUUGUUCAAAAAUGAAACGAGUGAAUAUAUUCUCAUGUUCGAUCGUUUAUUUCAAUUCAAUAAACAAGACAAGAAAAUUUAUUUAUGGAAAGGAGAUCGACAAAUUGAGCUAGCGCCAAUAAUUGAAGAAUUGGCAAACGUAUUCACAGUUGUUGGACGCGAAGGAUUUUUUUAUUUCACGUCCAUAGUGGACGAACCUGAUAGACAAAAUGACUAUUCUGAAUCUAACCAGCCAAAACAAAUGAAGUUGAAAUUUUUAAUAACUAAAUUUAAUCCAAUUGCAAUAAGUUGGGAAAUAGUAGGAAACUUUGCAAUAGCAAUAAAACGACCCAUAAGAGGGUUAAAAAGUAGAAACAAAUAUGACUCCAUGGAAAUUUACUUAGAUGGCUUAGAGAUAUUCACUUAUUAUUUUGAUUCAAAGAAAUUUAAAGAACCACAUUAUUCAAAUUAUCUCAAAGCAGAAAAAACGACGUUUCGCAGCCUCGUGUUUGAGAAUCGCAAAUCGUUAUGGACGAGCCUAGAGCAAGAGUUUUAUGCUAGUAAAUAAUAUUAAAUGUUAUCAUGAUAUACAUGUAUUAUAUUUUUAUACAUUGUAUAUAAUAUUAUGUGUUUAUUGUUUAAAAUUCAUUUCAGCUUUUUUCAGAUUCAAAAACUCAUGUUGGAAGUUUGCUAAAAUUAACCAUCCAAUAUCUGUGGCCUUGUAUAAUGUUUUAUUAUUUUUAAAUCCAACACAUAAAAUUGUGCGUUAAACUCAUUUAAAUGUGCUUCCAUUCCAGUUGAUAUUAACCCAACAAAAGAGGUAUUUCACCAAACCGCAAUUCCUAAUCUUGACUGGUUUGUUUUAACCAAUUCAAAUGUGUCUUCAACUGAAUCAAAUUCAUACUGAUGAAAUUGAUGAAGAGUAGAGUGAAGAUCAGCUAAUCUAUUCCAAGGUCUUUACCAAUACGUUGUGUCCAUUUAGUUGAUUCGAGAUUGAUCUGAUACAUUUUCAAGAAACAGAAUCAACUUGUUGUCAUGCAACACAUGUUUCAACUGGUUAACAUGCUCAAACAUUUUUGCAUCAUUAGCCACAUUAGUCACACCAGUCCAGACAUUAUCACGCGGAUCGAGCUUCACUACCACAAAAAUGGAAACAUAAUAUUAAAACUAUGAUCACUAUGCAGUUUUUGCCAUACGCUCUAUGUACUUUCCUAACUUAGCAACGCAUGCAGUUUGUGAACGGUGCAUUUGCAAGUCAAAAGCCAGAAUAAAUUCUUAUUAUUUUUCAUUCUCUACAAUAGGAACCAGAAAAAAACUUAAAAUCUGUACUACUCAGGAACCUUCCCUUGUUAGUUGUAAUGAUAUCACAAAAGUUUUCAUGUAUUUAAUCU
This is a messenger RNA of Tetranychus urticae (two-spotted spider mite), 2467 nucleotides long. RefSeq lists its product as uncharacterized. The record is from RefSeq and is a predicted model, not a curated record. Gene Ontology annotation, molecular function: protein binding. NCBI's taxonomy places the organism in Eukaryota, Metazoa, Arthropoda, Arachnida, Trombidiformes, Tetranychidae.